GCACAUCUUGAGAUCGUUCUGUGCCCACGGUUUAUAACUUUUUUUUUUGGCCACUUUGUUUUCCAACUGCGACAGUCUCGACGAGUUAAACUAAUUGCGCGAGUGACUGUCCUUCCAGGAUAACUCAUCAGCCUGUCAAUUAGAUAUUGUCGGCUCCAUUUCUGAUUAUUGUGAUUUUUUGUGAACUGUGAACUGAGACCGGUGAAAAAAUGUCAUCGAUUACCGCACUGGCAAUUGCCUCCAUCCUUGUAACUUUUGGGAUCACAGCGUACGGCUAUGGAUGCACUGGAAGGACCAUGUUAAGUGGUGUAUCCGACUAUGAGAAACAGGUGAUACUAGACAUGCACAACAAAAUGCGACAGUUGGUAGCGAAUGGUCAAGUCGGAGGUCAGCCACCCGCGGCUAAUAUGAUGGAGAUGAAAUGGGACAACGAAUUAGCGGCAAGGGCGCAAAGAUGGGUGGACCAGUGCAACGAAGAUCACGAUCCAUCGAGACAUGAAUCACGAUUCACGGUGGGUCAAAACAUUGCCACGACAUGGACCACAAAAACUCCCGAAAGUUGGAACGACAUGCGUUCGGACUUUCCGUAUGCCAUCGGUAAGUGGUUCGAUGAGGCGAAAUACUUCAGGUUUGGGGGCGUAGGAGGCGGAGUUACCGGACAUUACACACAAAUGAUGUGGGCUACCACAAACUUGGUGGGCUGUGGAUAUGGUUUUUACUACGAUCCAGCGAAAGGUUACACCAAAAAUUACGUGUGCAACUACGGACCUGGUGGUAACGUUAUUGGUCACACGCCAUAUCAAAAAGGAUACCCCAAUUGUAAUGACUUUGGUCUGAAGGAAUCCAACCUCUAUGCAGGAUUGUGCAGCAAGCCAUCCAGUUAUUUCUAUGGAAUAUCAAAUUACAUCACAUCCAACUACAAGUACAACUACAACAACAACUAUAACGGCAACUACCGUAGUAAUUACCACUAAACCCAUUAUUGGAUACGUAUUGGAGUAACGAGGAUAUGGCUCAGAUUCGCUUCGAGCACUUCUAAUGAGUCGUGUCUGACAGUGUAUUUAUUAAAAUUGCAUAUUUAUAAGACUGGAGAAUACACGCAUACAUUUGGGUGUCUAUGGAGGUUGUUUUCCAGUGCCAUAUUUUGCACACAGAGGGAUUAUAAUCUUUUCAUUGCAACGUAUAUUUGAAUAACAUAUUCAUUUUUAAUUUAAUUGUAUCUGUGUAUAACCUACUUAAUGCCCAUAUUCUUCUUUCGUUUGUAUAAUCUACGUAUAUCUUUAAGUACAGUUUAGCAAUACAAAAUUAGGAUGUACAAACAAAAGGACCAGUGUAAAUAUAUUGUGAUCAGAUAAUUCUGUAUCUAUUAACAUUAAUUUUCGCAUUCGUAGAAUGUCACUGUAUUACUAGUUUUAAGAAAAUGUUAUGCAUAUUAAGUUUAUUUUAAUAUGUACAAUUAUAUUUUUGUUAAUAAAACGUGAUAAAAAACAA
Molecule: messenger RNA, 1491 nt
Organism: Aethina tumida (small hive beetle)
Lineage: Eukaryota; Metazoa; Arthropoda; Insecta; Coleoptera; Nitidulidae
Product: scoloptoxin SSD976
Exons: 8
Coding region: 210-974 (254 amino acids)
Cellular component (GO): extracellular region
Source: RefSeq, a predicted model, not a curated record